Atta colombica is the source of this 468-nucleotide messenger RNA. RefSeq lists its product as uncharacterized. Bases 1 to 468 code for a protein of 155 amino acids. The transcript has a single exon. Gene Ontology annotation, molecular function: nucleic acid binding. The record is from RefSeq and is a predicted model, not a curated record. NCBI's taxonomy places the organism in Eukaryota, Metazoa, Arthropoda, Insecta, Hymenoptera, Formicidae.
AUGCCUUCAACGCAGUUUAUGGAUCAAUUUGUGAAGCGAAUUCAGCAAACUGGAUCCUUAUUGAAUAAAGCAACUCGUUCAUGUGCUCGUCCACUAAAGUCAACCGAAAACAUUGCUGCAGUUGCUCAGAGUGUGCUUGAACAACCAUCAACUCGUUCUCAAAAGUUGAACAUUUCACGCACUUCUUUGAGAAGAAUUUUGAAUAAAAACUUCGGUAUGAAGCCGUACAAAAUUCAAUUAGUGCAAGAAUUGAAGCCGCAUGACCAUCCGGUGCGUUUUCGAUUCGUCCAAUGGGCUGAACAACGCUUGGUUGAAGAUGAGCAUUUUUACCGAAAAAUCAUCUUUUCUGACGAAGCUCAUUUUCAUCUCGGUAGCUAUGUGAACAAGCAGAAUUGUCGUAUUUGGGGAUCAGAGAAUUCGCACGUCGUCAUAGAGAAGCCGAUGCAUCCACAACGAGUGACUAUUUAG